GCCGCCGGAUCUGCACCGAACUGAGCAAAAAACAGCAAACAAACAAAGCAAACCAACAUAUAAACAAACAAACCAAAAAAACCCACACAAAACAAAAAACAAAGCCAGAUCUGCAAGGGGAUGGUGAAGAUUCGAGGUGAAAGAACGGAGGUGAUGGUGGCGAUGGUGGAUCUGCAGAAGGGAGAAAAAUCAAGGUAUCCGGUACAUACCGUUCCAGUAACAAAAUCGAUACGCAUGCCGGUACAGUAUUGACUACUUUGCUUACGGCACACGGACCGAGAAAGAAUUUGUGGAUGGAGAGCAGUAAAGCGCCUGGAUUUCCUCGGGAACACAUGCCUUACGGGAAACGGCAGAUAUUCUGGCAGGAGAUGGCAAAGGGAAGAGUCCCAUUUGUUCGAUUCUUUGCCGGAUGAUCUAGUCAUUUCUAUUAUCUUCAAGUUCAGCUCCUCCGCCGGUUGUCCUUCGGAUUUCGUCACCGUUCUGAUGACAUGCAAGAGAUUAAAUAGUUCGGUGCUUCAUUCUUUUGUGUUAUGCAAAGACUCAUCGAAAAUGUUACCUAUUAAUGCAAAGAACUGGUCGGAGUCUGCUCACCGUUUUUGAAACUUUGCACCGAUGUCAGAAAUGCUGAAAUUCGUUGCGCUCUCCUCCUCUUGGUUAUGGAAGAGGAAGAAAGAAAAUUCAAUGAAGAAUUCAGCAAGUCUUUUGAAAUGUGGGACUGGGAGGAAGAUGAAGCAAACCAGUAGGUCCAGUACUGGGACAAGGGAAUGCAAAUUCUUCUGACAGACAUUCCAAAGGAGCUGUUUGUAACUUCAGAUGAGAACCUUGAAAUUAAAACGAUUCAAGCAGGGGGACUAGAGGCUGUAACUGCCAUGAAUUCAAGUAGCUCUGGGGAAAUGGGGAUUUUACAAUUGUCACUACAGCAACUUGAACCUUGGCAUGGGUCAAGGACUUUGGUGCACUUUGCCAGCCCACCUGGGGCUGCAAGUGCACUUUGCUGCCUUAAUUUUUGAGGGCUAACUCUUUUGUUUUGAAUGUGACAGCAAUUGGAACCCCAUUUGAGCGAGCAGUGGAGUUUAAGAGAAAAAGAGACGAAAAACUGGAUGGAGCCUGUUCAGGCAAAAGGCCUGCAACUGCUUACACUACUCCAAGUCGUCCCCCAAUUGGUGGGUUUGUGGCUGAGGCUCGCCAAAAUUGCCAUCCGUCAGCGGCUGCACUGGCUACUCAAGGAGCUACGUUCUCAACCAACGAAGGUACAUAAAUACAAAUGAGGGAAGCUGCUCAUGAUAAGGAGGCCUCAACCUCAUCAUGGGCACCAUCGCAGGUGGAGCUAAGGAAGUUCAGAUAAUAGAUUAUGGCUUCAAUCUAUAACUGAGCAAUAUGUAGUUAGUAGUCAAUUUUAAUACAUGCCAAAAACAACUACUGAAUUUAGAAGAGCAAUAGAGACACUCAUGACAGAAACUGCUCCCAAAAUAAACAAAAUAAAAAGGAAGCUCCGUGACUAGGUGAUGAGCCCUUGAGCUUGCAGCUGAGUUUUCACCUUCCCUCUUACUCCUAGCCUAGGGCUGCAGCUAACUUUUUCUCCAGAAACUGCUCUAUGUUUUGUAAUGGGAGCUGUUUUCUAGUUUGUUAUUUUGAAGAUUUUCUAUAGGUUCUACUGUUUAGGAUUUUCUUGUACGUUAUUUUGCUGUGUCUUAAUUUUUUUUAUUUUUUAUUUGGGUUAUAUCUGCAGUUAGCAAGUUGGUAUUAUGUGAUCCUAUUGUCUCUGCUUCAGAGCCUCAUGACCGUCUUGCCAUGCUAGGAGAAGCUACUGCUACUGCUGGAUCCUCUGGUGGUCCCACCACCCAGUCCUCCCCACACAAUGAAAAUUUUGAACUUUAUCUUCUUCCCCCUUUUAUGUCAUUUCUUACGAGAUAUGUCACAUGGAUGAUGCAGGUUUUUAUGUUUAUGUUGGAUUAUGGUAGCUAUGGAUAGCUAUUAUUUGGAAUGAUUUGAACUUAA
Molecule: messenger RNA, 1998 nt
Organism: Rubroshorea leprosula
Lineage: Eukaryota; Viridiplantae; Streptophyta; Magnoliopsida; Malvales; Dipterocarpaceae
Source: the annotation of a GenBank genome assembly